AUGAUCCCUAAGGAGAAGGGGCCCGUGAUGGCUGCCAUGGGGGACCUCACUGGACCAGUCCCUUUGCUGGACCUGGGCAAGAAGCUGAGUGUGCCCCAGGACUUGAUGAUGGAGGAGCUCUCGCUACGCAACAACAGAGGAUCCCUCCUCUUCCAGAAGAGACAGCGCCGGGUACAGAGGUUCACCUUUGAAUUUCCAGCCAGCCAGAGGGCGCUGGUGGACCGAAGCGCCAAGGGAAAGGUGACGGGAACAGCGGGAACAGCGGAGGUUGCCAACGGCCCUGAGGGGCAGAGCUGCAGCUCUGAGCUCCACAUCUUCCGGGCCACGCCCGGGGGCCCCGAGGUGGCCCAGCCCUCAGCCUUCCCUGCGGAACGCCCCCGCAGCCCCAGCGCCCUGGCGCCAGGCUAUGCCCAGCCGCUGAAGGGCGUCCCGCCGGAGAAGUUCAACCACACGGCCAUCCCCAAGGGCUACCGCUGUCCUUGGCAGGAGUUCAUCAGCUACCGGGACUACCAGAGCGAUGGCAGAAGUCACACCCCCAGCCCUGCCGAGUUUCGAAAUUUCAACAAGACCCCGGUGCCCUUUGGAGGACCCCUGGUUGGGGAGACUGUUCCCAGGGGAGGCACCCCCUUCGUCCCAGAGCUCAUCAGUGGCUUAGAACUCCUCUGUCUCAGACCCAGCUUCAACAGAGUGGCCCAGGGCUGGGUCCGCAACCUCCCCGAAUCUGAGGACCUGUAG
Panthera uncia (snow leopard) is the source of this 735-nucleotide messenger RNA. RefSeq names its product myozenin 3 (gene MYOZ3). The record is from RefSeq and is a predicted model, not a curated record. Gene Ontology annotation, molecular function: actin binding; telethonin binding; FATZ binding. Lineage: Eukaryota; Metazoa; Chordata; Mammalia; Carnivora; Felidae. The coding region runs from base 1 to 735 and encodes 244 amino acids. Gene Ontology annotation, cellular component: Z disc; actin cytoskeleton. The transcript is spliced from 6 exons.